Molecule: messenger RNA, 1695 nt
Organism: Epithele typhae
Lineage: Eukaryota; Fungi; Basidiomycota; Agaricomycetes; Polyporales; Epitheliaceae
Exons: 1
Coding region: 1-1695 (564 amino acids)
Biological process (GO): positive regulation of DNA-templated transcription
Molecular function (GO): protein binding; DNA-binding transcription factor activity
Source: RefSeq, a predicted model, not a curated record
AUGGCAUCUCCUCGCCACUCCAUCGUCGCUUCCCUUCCACAAGAGCUCCUCGCACACAUCUUCACCAUGCUCAAACACGUGAUGGCCGCAGACGCCGCUGAAGGCGACGGCAUCCUCGCCGACGAAUUCCAGAAUCUCUACUCCUUUGGGUGGACGCACGUCGUCCAGGUCUGUCGGGAGUGGCGCGACGUUGCUCACCAGACUGCCGCCUUAUGGUGCGACAUCGAUGUGCCUCACCCGAGCUAUCCACGGCUGCGCGGAUAUCCUUCGACCGGCGCUUUUAUCCAACGUCUCCAGGUUAUCCUCCCUCGCACUUGCGGUAGCGCCCUUCAGCUGUCUUUCCACAGCCUCGAACUCCUGUCAAAGGCAUCUCUCCAGGAUCUUUUCAAAGAUCCAUCCCGAAUCCGCAGUCUCCAGGUGCCCAAACCAUUCCUGGUCAACAACCUUCACGACCUUGAACCUAGGCUUGAUGUGCUGAACCUCCCGAUGCCCCUACUUGAAGAGCUCGACGUCCGAUCUAAACUGCCCAUUCGACCGCCUCCCUCCCCGCCCCCUGUCUCUGUGGACUUCUCAGAUGCACGGUAUCCUCGCCUUCGCAGCCUCCGAAUCCUGCGCAUCAACUUCACAUCAGUCACAGCUUUGAGGAAUCUCCAUGUUCUCGACCUUCGUUUAUGCACCUUCGACAACGAACUGGCAUCAGGGAGCGAUCUCCUGAAGCUUCUGGAUGCGUCGCCAAACCUUCAAGUCCUCUGUCUUCACCACGUCUUGUCGCAACUGAAAAUGGACCUCCCAUCGGCCCCUCUCAAGGACCUCACUGCCCUCCGAAAACUCGACCUUUUCGAUGCACCAGACAAGAUAUCUUUGUUCCUUUCGUGGUUCUCUUUUCGACCCGACAUCGCCAUCCACCUCGGCACGCCAACCGAGCCCAUCGACAACCUCGCAGAUCUGGUAGCCGCGUUCAACGCGCCCCUCCCCGCCGAUCGCAGUCGCUUCCCCAUGCUCGCCGCCGCCGACUUCGGCUCAGCCGACGCCGACGCCACCCUCACCCUCACCGCCCGGGGCCCGUCCGACCCGUCCAAGCCCGACGACGACGACGCCCGCCUCGGCGCGCUCACGCUCGCGCUCCCCCGCGCAGACGUCGCCUCCCACCUGUGCACGCUCGGCGCGCUCCUCCCCGCCUUCCGCAGCGUCUUCGCCGGCGCCCCGCUCCGCCGCCUCGUCCUCUCGGGCGACUUCAGGUCCGUCGCCGCCGUCCCCCUGCGCGCGCUCCUCCUCGACUUCCCGCACGUGCGCUCCCUCCGGUGCGCGAGCCUCGGCACCGCGCUCCCCGCGAUCUGCGCGCUCGGGCUCCCGCUCGGGGCUCCCGACUCCACCGGCAGCGCGUCGGAUCCGCUUGUGGCGCCCACGGCCCUGGGGCCGGCGCGGCGGUUCGCGGUGCCGCACCUGGGCGAGCUCGACUUCGACGCCCUCGACUGGGGGCUGGGCACGAUGGAGGCGCUGACGGCGGUGCUGCGCGCGCGGACGGAGGGCGGGGCGAGGAGGCUGGGGCGCCUUCGGAUGAACCUGUGCGCGGAGGGCGAGGUGGAAGGGGAGGAUGCGCGUGCGAGCGUCCGGGCGUAUAGAGGCCAGAUCGAGCCGACGUACGUCGACAAGCUUGAGUUCCAAGUCGCGGUCUACGAGUAUUUCCUCGACUGA